Messenger RNA from Postia placenta MAD-698-R-SB12, 504 nucleotides. RefSeq lists its product as hypothetical. The transcript has 4 exons. The record is from RefSeq and is a predicted model, not a curated record. Gene Ontology annotation, biological process: protein transport. The annotation marks the transcript as partial. Lineage: Eukaryota; Fungi; Basidiomycota; Agaricomycetes; Polyporales; Adustoporiaceae.
CAACUGAGACAGACCGCGCAAAGGCUGGGACAGCUGCAAGACAAGAUAGAAUCCCAAGGUCAAAUUACUCGCCGGGACAUUGCCACCCUGUUGCAGCAAGGCAAUGUGGUCCUUGCUCGGGCGAAGGCGCAGAAGCUUAUAGGCGAGGACGUUCUGAGUGACCUACUGCAAACGCUGGAGAUGCAUGUUGGGGUGAUUCUGGGUCACCUGAAUGAGUUCGAGAGGAGUGAACCACCCGGUCCGGCGGUGCUUGAAGCGGCAGCCAGUAUACUCGCUGCCGCGCCAGAUGUCGAAUCUCGAGAUCUUCGCCAGGUCUACGAGCUGCUAGCGAAUCGCCUCGGUCGCGACUUCAUGCGCUCUGUAAACGAAUAUGUAUCGCCAAGAGUCAAAGCUGCACUGUCAGCCCGUCCCCCUUCAGCGGCUGUACUUGAUAGGUACAUGUUCGAAAUAGCACAAGCAAAUGAAGUCUCAUGGAUACCAGACCUCCUGCCUCAGCAGAAGUAA